AUGUCGUCGUCGGCGGAGCUUCAAAGGCUCUUUGCCUCGUUGGUGAGCAAAACACCAUCGUCCCAGAGCUCAUCUGCCGCUCAGUACCAGCAGCAGCAAAGCCGUACUCUAUCAGGCUCACCUGGACCCAACACUCAUUCCCGCCCGCACUACGCCCCUCCAUCCGUAUCGUCACCAGUUGUUAGUCCACCGGUGGCUGGGACUCCUCCCCACCAUGGAUCUGACAUCAUAAGCCCUAAUGUUCCCACUCCUCGAAACGAAGCAAAUCCAACACCUCCUUCGAUUUCACAAUGUACCGAUCAUCUACUCGGUUUACUUAAAUUUGAAUCGCCUACUUCCAACGGCUCUUCACCUCCGCCCCAAGCAGCUACGGAUAUACCUUCAAACCCAAAUAAGCCGGGGACUGGUAUAGAUCGUGGUGCAAAUACUCAGGGAAUAUCAGCUUCUGAUCUAGUUGCGGCCUUUAUGCCGAAACCUACGGCUGAGCCGGGGAACCGGAGUCUACCGCUUAGCAAAGAUAAUGUGAAUCAGCCUCCCACGGUUGGUGUUCGACAGAAGGAUGAUACUCAGGAAAUGUUAUUAAAAGUGCUCAAUGAUCGGCCAGCAUCUAAAACUCAGUAUGCAGACUUGCCAAAACCUUUGGAACAUAAGCCAGUUUUUUCACCGCCUGCCUCUACUGAGACCCAGCUUCCUGAGAAAGAAAUUUCAGAAGAGCGUAAAUACUCUCCUGUUCGUGCUUUUGGAACUCGUGAAAGCCGUGAAACAACGCCUUUCGAAGCUCCUAAGUCAGAUGCGCCGGUGCAAGCCCCAAUUUUUAGUUACGUUAAUCCGUUUGAACAGCUUGCUGCAGCGUCUUCAAGCCCCAUAGGGAAGCCUGGUGCACCAACAGUGGAAGAUGCCUCUAAACGUCAAAGCCUUGAGCGUAAUGUCUCAACUGGAUUGACACGACCACGGGAAGAACCAGAACCGUUAACCAAAGCAGGGUCAACUACUAUCCAAGAGCUUCGCCCUGGGAAAAAGCUGAAGACAAAAGAAACAGUUUCCGAUGCUCUCAUUAGUGCUGGCGAGGAAGCCAAGGCUAAAGUAGAGACCGCACUGGCCCGUCCUACUGAAGGGAAAGCUGUCCUGAAAACGACGGAAUCGAAUGGCACCCAUAAACCAAUUCUCAGGGGUUCGGGGGAUGUGGAUUCGAUUAAGGACCGAAUUGGCGGCCGACUUGAAAAAGAGCCCGCCGCCAGCAGCUCUGUAUCAGUUGCUGUUAAAGGGAAUGUAGAGAAAGACCUCGCUGACUCAUGGGAAAAUGAAGCGGAACGCAUUGUUCCUGUCUAUGGCUUCCCGCUGCGACCUUUCAUUUCUAUUACAUGGAAGGGUACCACAAAAAACAUAGUCUCGGUUCGCGAUGAUGGGUUCAUGGACAUCGCUAGGCUAAAGAAACCAUUUGAUCAACUUGACCGCUCGCUUACCUCGGCCACAGCAAAGUAUAUCAUUUACGCUCUGUCCAAAAAUGGUGGAAUACGCGUUAUUAGGCAGGAUGAUGGCUACGAUCGGCAAGUAUUCCGUGCUUGUAACGACCGCAUCUUCAAUGUUGCUCUAUGCCGCUUGGGUCCAAAUUCUCCGUCUGGGAAGGAUGAGGCAGUUCUAGGUAUUGGUGAUAGUGGUUCCGUGUAUUGGGCGCCUCUCUCCAAAGGAGAUGAAAAUCUUUUUGAAAAGGAUGCGCUUGAUAUUAAUAGUUUAAUAUUUCCUCCGUUUCCGGCAUCCGAUGAGAAUACGUCUGGUGGUCAGCUGAAAACGCGCGCCCGACCAAGCUCGCGUCAUCCUGAAUUCUUCGCCAUCGGCCGCGGCAAAUCAAUCCACAUCGUGUGGCCUAGCGCUGCCCUGUCUCCAAAGUAUAGUGUUUCAGGAUCUAGCCGUGAAGUCGAUACCGAAAAGUUUUACAAGGAUCGAGCUGUGAAGAUUUCAACUGGAAAAGCUGGAAAGGAUUUCAUUUUCAGUGAUGAUGAUACUGUCAUCGUCUCUCUAGACAAAACAGGGCGCUUGAGGUUCUGGGAUAUUCAUGAGAUGGUUAAUGGAAACAGCGAAGCCGGCAAGGCUGAUAUUCGUGUGCCUCUCCUGACCCUGGUGACCAGCACUCCAAAUGAAAAAUCGUGGCCUACAUCUGUCCUAUUUGUUGAUAAAUUGCGGCCUUAUAUAAAGAUGUCUGCGAUGCGAUAUAUGCUUGUCGGUCUUAGGCAAAAUCAUACGUUUCAACUAUGGGAUCUGGCACUUGGAAAAGCAGUUCAGGAAUUGAGCUUUCCUCAUGAAAAUGAGUCGGAUGCAAUUUGCAGCGUGGCUUACCACCCCGCGUCGGGCAUUAUCGUUGUUGGUCAUCCUACGCGCAAUUCUAUCUACUUUAUCCAUUUAUCGGCCCCCAAAUAUACUCUUCCGCCAAUGUCUCAAGAAGCGUACAUGAAGGGUAUCAUUAAUAAAGAUGAGCAGCUGUUUGGUCCUCAAUCCACCGCCUGCAUGAGUGGGCUUCGAGAGCUAUCUUUUGGGCCCAAAGGUGAGCUUAGAAGUCUGGAACUGCUCCCUCUGGGCAAACCCUAUCCAUCCACGCGCGAUGAGGAUUCCGGGCUGUUCGAGCUGUAUGUUAUGCAUUCUAAGGGUGUCACCUGCUUGAACAUUAAGAAGGCAGAUUUGGGCUGGACCAUGGACAACAAGAUCGCUCAACACAUCAAUGGCGUGGACGAAGAUUUUGUCGAGAUUAAAGAAUUGCAAACCUCUCCUUCUCAAACCGAUGAGCAAUCUGUUGCUGGGGAAGUAUCGCCAUCAAUCGUUGUGAAUGGGAAAGAGACGGCCAAGAAAAUCGAAAUUUCGCCUGAAAAACCAUCCUCUGCAGUCUCAUCGGGCAGCCAAUCUCCAAUUAAAGAGACAAAGAAAAAGUCACAAGACAACGUAAAUAACACUCAGCGUGAGCCUGUAGAAAAACCAGACAAGAAGAAAAAGAAAAAGUCUGCCAUAGAGACCUCGCCUAAGCCGAAAGAGUCCAACGAAGGGCCCAAAUCUUCUCGAGAAACCGGUCCAGUGGAACCUGCAGGAAAGCCUGAUACCUCGCUCAAAGGAGCGGAGCUAGUUCCACCACAAAAACCAACACUGCAAACACCCAAACCACCUGCGGGACCAUCUGUUGAAGGGGUUUCUGAUUAUUCUGCCAAAACGGCCAAAGCCGCGGAGGCUGAUCUGUCCAAAGAGUUUUCUACUCUACUUAGCCGCGAACUAGGUAUUUUCUAUAGCCGGUUCAAUGAGGACAGGCGUGCCCAAGACGAACUUUCAGUUUCUCGACAGGACGCCGUGCUCCGAUUAAUUUCCAGCACUCUGUCUGAAAAUGUUGAGAAAAGUCUCUCCCGCAUUGUUACCGGUGCUAUUGAGUCCACUGUUGUGCCAAGUAUCAAAACCGUGACGACUGCAUCUCUGGAAAAGCAGUUUGCAGCGGAAUUUGAUAAGCGCGUUCGUUCAGCGAUAUCCGAUUCGGUUAAGAAAUCAUUACCAGAUGCAGUUGCCCAUGGAAUCCAGACACCCCAGGCAUUCAAAUCUUUUUCGGAUUCAGUGGCUACAGCGGUUGUUAAAAGCGUGGAGAGCGAACUCAGCAUCACUGUUCGCCACAAGAUUCUGCCAGCAAUCAAGAACGAGUGCUCUAGUUCUACUGAGAAGGUCAUGGGCGACGUCGAGAAGGUGGUUAUUUCUAAAUUCCAGCAGAUGGAAAAUCAACAUCUCAGCGACAGUGUUAAAAUUGACCAGCUGACCAACCAAAUCAAUUCUCUUGUCCAAGUUGUAUCAACAAUGGCCACCUCCCAAACGAAAUUGCAAGAAGAAAUUUUGGGAAUGAGUCGCCGACUGGAGGAGAUGCAGAUAGCUACCCAGGAACGGAGCACCCGACCCCCUGCUGCUGCUCCAGUGAUUGAAAAAGAAGCUUCUAAGCCACCGCCCGAGGAUACAGAGGUUGAAGAGGUCCGCCGUCUGAUGACUGGAAGGGAGUAUGAACAAGCUUCCAUUAAGUGGGUGCAAUCUACCAAGCAAGCAGAACUUUUCGAUACUUUAUUUAUCCAUCAUGAUCCGGCCUAUUUGAAAACGGUUUCACCGAUUGUGUCACUUUCCGUCAGUGUUGCUGUGACGUCCUCGCUAAAAACACACCCGGUGGAGCGUCUCAAUUGGUUGUUCCACGUCUUCGGAUCCGUCAAAACCAAUGACCCUGAUAUCGCAAGCAUUGUGCCAAAAAUCAUGGAUGUGUUAAUCGAGAGACUCCAAGAGCUUUACAUGUCGGUUGCGUCUCAUGAUCCACAUGCCCCGUAUCUUCGCCAAAUCUCACAGCUUAGCCGUUGGGCUCGACAGCUGAAGGAUACGACUCCUUCCCAAUCUUAG
This is a messenger RNA of Ophidiomyces ophidiicola, 4395 nucleotides long. RefSeq lists its product as uncharacterized. Gene Ontology annotation, molecular function: protein binding. The transcript has 3 exons. Bases 1 to 4395 code for a protein of 1464 amino acids. The record is from RefSeq and is a predicted model, not a curated record. Gene Ontology annotation, cellular component: P-body. Lineage: Eukaryota; Fungi; Ascomycota; Eurotiomycetes; Onygenales; Onygenaceae. Gene Ontology annotation, biological process: deadenylation-independent decapping of nuclear-transcribed mRNA.